UAACUUUACUAAAAAUCACAUACUGCUUUUUAACCCAUUUUUUUCCCCCAAAAAAUUACAAUCUUCCUGCUUACAAUAUAUCUAUAUAUAUAUAUAUAAUCUGUAUAUAUAGAGUGAGAGAGUGAGUAAAUUGAGGAUUGGAUAUUUGUAGUGAUGCCGAGUGCUUCAAAGCUAUUUAAUAGCACUAGUCGAAGGAUUGCUUUUGGUUCUCGUAACGACCAUGAUUUCACCCCACCUACUGCUUCUUCAGAUUCCGUACUACCUGACCGCCGCACCACCACUGACCGCCGUCAUCACCACCGUCAGGAUCUCCCUGGAUUUCAUCCUCAGCGUUUUCACCGCCAUCGCUUUUCGGAACAAGGUGGUAGUCAACCUCUGUCUGGAAGUAUUAUCAAUUCAGAAGAUUUUAGAAGUAUACGGCGAUGGGGUGCCAAUGAGAAUGAUAGGCUUCCGGGAGUCGUAUUACUUGCAAGGGAAAGGCUUCUUGAAAGGCUAAGAGGUGUCCAUGUUUCGCAGAACAGGCAAAGCAACAGCCCUUCAUCCAACAUUCACCAAGAAGACUUUACAUAUAAUAGCUUUUUUGAAACCAAUAAUAAUUUGCUGGAAGAACUGGGUUCUGAAUCUUGGCAAACUGUAAUACCAAUGUCAUCAAUGACAAGAAUGCUUCCCAGGGGACUUUCUGAGCAUGAGCUAAACCAAUUAUCAAGAAUGGUCUUCAAUGAUAUUGAAGACAAUAAAGAAACAUCAAAUGCAUCAAGGGAGUGUAGUAUCUGUCUUGAAGGUUUUGAGGAUGGCAAUGAACUAAUAAAUCUACGAUGCAUGCACAGGUUCCAUUCCUGGUGCUUGUUUCCAUGGGUUGAAAUUUGCGGGGCUUGCCCAAAUUGUCGAAAAGACAUUGUUGUAACUACUGAAUAGCUUGUUUCUUAAUCAUAACGCCCUCUAACCCUAUUAUGGAGCUUGUUUGUUUGUAACAUUAGCUUAGUGGUGUUUUAAGAUUCCGAGCAAGUUUAACAGAGGUGAAGGGUUCUAAUGGUUUUCUGAUGAUGUUUGUAAUAUUAUCAUACUUGAUCAAACUAUCAAAGACUUGUAAGUUUUCAUGUAUACAUAAUUAGAUGUCGGAUGCGGUUUCAUUCGAAA
Molecule: messenger RNA, 1137 nt
Organism: Erigeron canadensis
Lineage: Eukaryota; Viridiplantae; Streptophyta; Magnoliopsida; Asterales; Asteraceae
Product: probable E3 ubiquitin-protein ligase RHY1A
Exons: 3
Coding region: 154-915 (253 amino acids)
Source: RefSeq, a predicted model, not a curated record